AUGGUCAAACAAUUGCAAACAUGCUCCAUAAAAAACAGUUAUGUCAAUCAAUUUAAGACCACGAUUAAUGCGGCGCAAAAGAACUGUAAAGAAUUUAAAGUGGUCAUCCGUGCAGACAGAAAACCAAAUAAUGCUCAUCAAUUUGAAAAUAGAGACAUCGUACUUCAAAGUCACGAUAAUAAACUACAGCGUAUCAGUGAAAUUCAUCGAGCCGCUCUGCAGUAUCCACUUAUGUUUUGCCAUGGCGAGGACGGAUACUCUAUUAGCAUACGAUUGUGUAAUCCCACUACGAAAUUGCCUCUUGAAAAAAAAGUUUCUGCGGCAUCCUUUUAUGCUUACCGAAUUAUGAUUAGGCAAGAUGAAGUUAACCAUAUUGUAUACUUCCGCUCCCUCUUCAGUCAAUUUUUGGUCGAUAUAUACGCAAAAAUUGAAACUGAAAGGUUGAAUUUUAUUAGGAAUCAUCAGAAACAGCUAAUAGCUGAGAACUAUAUUCAUCUCAAAGAUGCUGUGGGGAAGAAUUAUGUUGAUGCAACUGAUCUAGGUCAAAUGGUAGUACUUCCUUCAUCAGUUACGGGCGGACCUAGGUAUAUGCAUGAACGAACUCAAGAUGCCAUGACAUAUGUCCGCGUUCAUGGUCACCCUGAUCUAUUCAUCACAUUUACAUGUAACCCUACUUGGAAAGACAUCAUAGAUGCACUGUUUUCUGGACAAAAGCCGCACGAUCGUCAUGACAUUAUAGCGAGAGUAUUUCAUAUUAAAGUAAAGAAAUUAAUGGCACUCUUGACUAAAGGAAAAUUAUUUGGUGACGUACGGUGCUAUAUAUAUUCUGUGGAAUGGCAAAAGCGAGGAUUGCCUCACUUUCACAUCUUACUGUGGCUACAGAAUCGAAUUUCAUCAAACAUAAUUGAUAAUGUCAUCAGUGCCGAAAUACCAGAUCCCGAGCGAGAUCAUCUUUUAUAUGACAUCGUCAAAAGUAACAUGAUUCAUGGUCCCUGCGGCAGCUUAAACCCUAAUGCUCUUUGCAUGAAAAAAAAUACAUGCAGUAAAAGAUACCCUAGAAAACUUUGCCGAGAAACACAGACAGGAGACGAUGGAUACCCAGAAUACAAGAGGAAGUCUACAAAUGACGGUGGUUUCACUGUAAGAAUCAAGGGACUUGAUUUAGACAACCAUUGGGGCAGUGACCAAGCAGCGUUUACGAUAGAAAACCAGAAGGAUGAGAUUAGAAUGUACUCAAGUGGUAGGUAUAUCAGCAGUGCCGAAGCAGUAAGGAGAAUAUUAUCAUUUUCCAUUCAUGAACGAUAUCCUACAGUUUUUCAUCUAGCCGUCCACCUUGGGAAUGGUCAGCGAGUAUACUUCACCCCUAAUAACUUGGCAGAGAAUCUCAAUAAUCCUUCUAAGACUACGCUUUUAGCAUUUUUUGAGUUAUGCAAAACUGACGUUUUCGCAAAAACCAUCUUUUAUUCGGAAGUGCCUUCUUACUUUGUAUUUAAGAAUAAUAAGUUUCAAAAAAGAAAACAGGGGAGGAAUUUAGAUGGCUGGCCGACCGUAAAGAAGGACGAUGCAUUAGGAAGAGUGUAUACAUCCAUCCCCACAAUACUGAAUCUUCGUAUGCUUCUUCAUAAAAUUAGAGGACCAACAUCUUUUUCAGACCUAAAGACUGUUAAUGGUAUCCUCUAUAAUACAUUCCAAUCUGCCUGUAAUGUGUUACGUUUGCUUGAAGAUGAUAAUCACUGGAAUAAUACGUUAAAUGAAGCUUCUUUGAGUGAUUCUCCUUCCAAGCUGCGCGAACUAUUUACAGUAAUGUUAGUAUUUUGUCAACUAUCGGAUCCCUUAACUCUUUGGGAUACACAUAAAAACAAUAUUUCAGAGGAUAUUAUCCGACAAAUGGAUGCUGACCAAAAAGAUGAGGCUCACAACAAAUGUUUGAUACAAAUUGAAGAUGCAGUGCUUGCUGUAAGAGGUCAGAGUAUAUCAAAUUAUGGGUUACCUCAGCCAACAAGGACAGGAAAUAACUUUGAAAACAUAGUCUAUCAAAGAGAGAUAAACUACGACCUGGAUACCUUAACAAAGGUAGUAAUGAGCAACGAGGCCUUACUGACGAACGAGCAAUACAAUGUCUAUAGUCGGAUAAUGCACAUCAUUAAAUCUGAUACUGGAAAAUUUUUUUUCUUAAAUGCUCCUGCAGGAACAGGAAAAACUUUUCUUAUAAACUUGCUUUUGACAAAAGUAAGGAGCAAUCGUAGUAUUGCUUUGGCUGUUGCAUCUUCUGGCAUUGCUGCUAUGCUUUUGGAGGGGGGAGGACAGCCCACUCAGCAUUCAAACUUCCUCUCGAUCUCAUUAACAUCGAAACGCCAAUGUUUAAUUGUUUGGGAUGAAAGCACUAUGGUGCAUAAAAGAGGUUUUGAGGCACUUGAUAGAUCUUUUAAAGAUAUAAGAAAUAAAAAUGAAGUGAUGGGAGGAGCAACUGUUCUUUUAAAUGGAGACUUUAGGCAAACUCUACCACUUAUACCAAGAGGAAGUCCAGCAGAUGAAGUUAAGGCUUGCAUAAAAGCUCUUAUUUAUGGCCGUUAA
Aphis gossypii (cotton aphid) is the source of this 2574-nucleotide messenger RNA. RefSeq lists its product as uncharacterized. Bases 1 to 2574 code for a protein of 857 amino acids. NCBI's taxonomy places the organism in Eukaryota, Metazoa, Arthropoda, Insecta, Hemiptera, Aphididae. The transcript has 4 exons. Gene Ontology annotation, molecular function: DNA helicase activity. Gene Ontology annotation, biological process: DNA repair; telomere maintenance. The record is from RefSeq and is a predicted model, not a curated record.